AUGACCCAGUUUUGGCAGAUCCUUUCCUUUAUCCAAUUCGUGAUUACAGUCGUGCACAGUCUACCUCAGACACCACCUCCUGAAUUCGCGCGAUCGAUAUGCUAUCCGAUCACCACGUGCACUCCAGAAUGGUUCCUCCAAAACACGAAGCCAGAGUAUGCGCAAACGCUCGUGAACAGAGCACUCUUCUAUUCCAUGGGUGGCGGAGAGGCUGCCAGAGCAUGGAGCUGUGGCCGCCAGAAAUUCUUCGUCGGAUACUCAGGCAGCCUGGUAUGGUACUUAUACAUUUCAGGGCCGAAGUGGAUGUACCAGAAAAACGACACUCGCCUCCAAUUCGUGUACUCUACAGAGGCGCUCACGGCUCAGUACUACCAAGCCAUGUCGACUGCUUUCGCGAGAAUGGCUCGAGGUGCGGCGACGAGUCUUCACAUGCCCGAAGAUUUUGACAACCCUCCUCUCGGAGGCAUCUUUGGACGUCAAGAGAUGCCAGCUUUGGGCAGAUUUACAGAUGUCGGAAAGGGUUCAUCGCUGACCAGAUGUUCCAAGUUGUGGAAGAUCAAACUUCCACCUGGGAGUCAAGGCGUUUUUCCUACGGAUUCUUCGAUUGACUUUGCGAUGGCUGAGGCGAAGACGUAUAAUGGUCCGAUGAUGUACCAGCCUGCGGCGACAAAUCUUGUGCAGAGGGAGAUGUGGUGGACGGAGAAUCUUUUGUCUCUACCGAGAAAAGCGGAACCUGGAUUCGUGGAUAAUGGAAAUUUUGAGGUGGAGUCUUGUCCAUAUUUCACAGAAGUGAUCAUCGUGACUGGAGACUGCCAUUGGCAGUAUCUUCUAGGGCUGGCUGUAUGUAAUUCGUGGCUCAGCUCUAGAUGUAUUGCAAAGACGAUUUCUCUUUCGAAGCGUCAUGUAGUGCAGCCAGUGAGCGAAGGAAAUCGAAGUUGGAAGAGCCGAACAGGAUGA
Molecule: messenger RNA, 957 nt
Organism: Pseudocercospora fijiensis CIRAD86
Lineage: Eukaryota; Fungi; Ascomycota; Dothideomycetes; Mycosphaerellales; Mycosphaerellaceae
Exons: 7
Coding region: 1-957 (318 amino acids)
Source: RefSeq, a predicted model, not a curated record